AUGGCAACCGUCGAGAACCCCCAAGUCCCCGUUGAGCCGGCUGUGGCUCCCGAGAAGACUCAAGAGACCAAGGCCCCCGUGGUUGCUGAGGCCCACCUUGUCGACACCUACCAGCACCCCCACAGGCCCCACCUUGCCAACCUCGAGGAGUACAAGCGACUCUACAAGGAGUCCAUCACCCAGCCCAACAAGUUCUGGGCUGAGCGCGCCCGUGAGCUCAUCUCGUGGGACCGCGACUUCCAGACCACCCGCAGCGGUAGCCUCCAGAACGCCGACGUCUCGUGGUUCAACGAGGGUCGCCUCAACGCCUCUUACAACUGUGUCGACCGCCACGCCUUUGCUGAUCCUGACCGUGUUGCCAUCAUCUACGAGGCCGACGACCCUAGCGAAGGCCGCAAUGUCACCUACAGCGAGCUCCUCCGCGAGGUUUCCCGCACCGCCUGGGUCCUCAAGCAAAUGGGUGUCCGCAAGGGCGACACUGUUGCCAUCUACCUGCCCAUGAUUCCCGAGGCCAUUGUCGCCCUUAUGGCCUGUGUCCGUAUCGGUGCUGUCCACUCCGUCAUCUUUGCCGGUUUCUCUGCCGACUCUCUCCGCGACCGUGUUGUCGAUGCUGGCUCCAAGGUUGUCAUCACCACCGACGAGGGCAAGCGAGGUGGCAAGUUGAUUGGCACCAAGAAGAUUGUCGACGAUGCUCUUAAGCAGUGCCCCGACGUCGAGCACGUCCUCGUCUACAAGCGCACUGGCUCUGAGAUCCCCUGGACCACCGGCCGUGACUUCUGGUGGCACGAGGAGGUUGAGAAGUGGCCCAACUACUUCCCUCCUGAGCCCAUGGCUUCUGAGGACCCUCUCUUCCUCCUGUACACCUCUGGUUCUACCGGCAAGCCCAAGGGUGUUUUGCACACCACUGCCGGUUACCUUCUCGGCGCUGCCAUGACCGGCAAGUACGUCUUCGAUAUCCACGAGGGCGACCGAUACUUCUGCGGUGGUGAUGUCGGUUGGAUUACUGGCCACACCUAUGUCGUCUACGCCCCUCUGAUGCUCGGUGUCUCUACCGUCGUCUUUGAGGGUACUCCCGCCUUCCCCAACUUCUCCCGAUACUGGGAUAUCAUCGAGCGCCACAACGUCACCCAGUUCUACGUCGCCCCUACUGCCCUGCGACUGCUCAAGCGUGCCGGUGACGAGCAUGUUCGAGGCAAGUUCGCUCACCUCCGGGUCCUGGGCUCUGUCGGUGAGCCUAUUGCUGCUGAGAUCUGGAAGUGGUACUUUGAGAUUAUCGGAAAGGAGGAGUGCCACAUUGUCGACACCUACUGGCAGACUGAGUCCGGUUCUCACACCCUUACCCCUCUUGCUGGUAUCACUCCCACCAAGCCCGGCAGUUGCUCUCUGCCCUUCUUCGGCAUCGAGCCCGCCCUCAUCGACCCCGUGUCGGGUGAGGAGAUCCACGGCAACGAUGUUGAGGGUGUCCUGGCCUUCAAGCAGCCCUGGCCCAGCAUGGCCCGCACCGUCUGGGGAGCCCACAAGCGAUACAAGGAGACCUACCUCGAUGUCUACAAGGGCUACUACUUCACCGGUGAUGGUGCUGCCCGUGACCACGAGGGCUUCUACUGGAUCCGAGGACGUGUCGAUGAUGUCGUUAACGUCAGCGGUCACCGUCUGUCGACUGCCGAGAUCGAGGCUGCCCUCCUCGAGCACCACGCCGUUGCCGAUGCCGCCGUCGUUGGUAUUGCCGACGAGCUCACCGGCCAGGCUGUCAACGCCUUUGUUGAUCUCAAGGAGAACGUUGAGUCGACUGACGCUCUUCGCAAGGAGCUCGUCAUCCAGGUGCGAAAGAGCAUCGGACCGUUUGCCGCCCCCAAGGCGGUGUACAUUGUCCCCGACAUGCCCAAGACACGAAGUGGCAAGAUUAUGCGCCGUGUGUUGAGAAAGAUUGUCGCGGGUGAGGAGGAUCAGCUUGGUGAUAUCACUACUCUAUCUGAUCCCUCUGUCGUGGAAAAGAUUAUCAAGAGCGUGCAUGAGGCCAAGCGCAAGUAG
Molecule: messenger RNA, 2031 nt
Organism: Fusarium vanettenii 77-13-4
Lineage: Eukaryota; Fungi; Ascomycota; Sordariomycetes; Hypocreales; Nectriaceae
Product: acetate--CoA ligase
Exons: 5
Coding region: 1-2031 (676 amino acids)
Cellular component (GO): cytosol
Molecular function (GO): acetyl-CoA synthetase activity; AMP binding
Source: RefSeq, a predicted model, not a curated record